Messenger RNA from Paramecium tetraurelia, 2486 nucleotides. RefSeq lists its product as uncharacterized. The transcript is spliced from 5 exons. The record is from RefSeq and is a predicted model, not a curated record. Gene Ontology annotation, molecular function: protein binding. Lineage: Eukaryota; Ciliophora; Oligohymenophorea; Peniculida; Parameciidae.
AUGGAUCGAUCAACUCACUCUAAUGCUCGACCAUCUAGUGGGAGUAAAGAUAAAAAUGAUCAAGGAAAAAAGGAACAUGUCAUAACAUAGUUAGAAUAGAUUAUUAUGGAACGUUUGAGGAGUGCUGUCAAAGAUAUUGAAGUUGAAUAAGAAAAACAGAUGAAGUAAAAACAAGAUUAAGGGAAAAACGAUUAAGUGGCUGUGGCUUUAUGGUAGAAAAUUAAGGGAUGGGCAACUGAGCAACCAUUUAAGAGAAUAGCAAACCAAAUUGUGGAUAACCAAAAAAUACCAUAAGAAGCUAGAUAAAGAUUCAGCAAGCCCUUCUUGGAUUAAUAAAAAUUGAUUUUGAAUAUCGAUUAGGACAAGUCUAAAGUUAAAAUUAAGUUAAAUGAAUACUAUUAAACUUUGGCCAAAUCAACUCAAGAUAAUAUGAAUUCAAUUAGUGUUAGUCUUGGUAGAUUAGCAAAUUCGGGUUGUUGUGGAAAGGGAGAAGCCUUAAAAAAUUUUGAAAACGAAUUUAGAAAAAUAGAGUUUGACUUUAUUUAAUGGGCAGCGUUGCCUAAUUUAGAAAAUAAUAAUGUUGAUAUUGUUGUAGUUAAAACCAGUCUUAAUUAUGACGAUUUUAGAUCAUUCCUAAUUAAGCAAUUAAAUGAUUAUUUUCCUAGUGCAGCAGGAGAAACUAAGAUAAUCGAGAAACCUGUUGAUAAAAUAGUAUAUGUGGAUAAACCAGUUGAUAAAAUCGUUUAUGUUGAUAAGCCUAUUGAAAAGAUAGUAUAUGUGGAUAAACCUGUUGAGAAGAAAGUGGUUGAAUAUGUUGAGAAGGUUAAAGAAGUUCAAGUCUAUAGAGAUUAACCUGUUUCGGAUGAUAGAUUGAGAACUGCACAUGAGAUGCUCUACGGUAUUGGGAAACCUUAGAAUAUCACUGAGGCUCUAAAUUUAUACUAUGAAUUGGCAGAAGUAAACUAAGACGUUAAUGCGCAAAAUGUUAUAGCCUAAAUAUUUUCUGAAGGCAAAUUCUUCCCCAAAGAUUUAAACAAAGCAUAUACUUAUUGGGAGAAGAGUGCCGCAGCAAAAAAUGCAGAAGGUUUGUAUAGAAUCGGUCGUUUGCUAUUAGAUGAAUUGAUUGAUGGAUAGAUGCUAUCUCAAGGGAAAUUAUAGACAAAGGAUGAGUAAAAGUCAGAGGCUGUUGUAUUCUUUUAGUAGGCAAGUGAAUAGGGACAUUUGGAUGCACUGGUAGAUUUGGGAGAGAUAUUUGAGAAUGGACUCAAAAGCGAAGAUGGGGAAUAAUAUAUACAAGAUCCCAGUCUAGAUUCAGCCUAGUUCUACUAUUCUUAGGGAAAGAAAGUCAGAUAUCCUAGAGCUAUUAAUGCACUAGGAUUAUUUUAUUACAACCAUCCAGAUUAUUAAGAAAUAGUAGUUGGAAAUAACUAUCGUAAAGCUAUCAAAUACUUCGAAAUGGCCAAAGAACUUGGUUAUGCCAAUUCGCUCUAUUGGUUGGCAUAAUGUCAUGAAUUUGGUUAAGGAGUUGGAGUCAAUUUAGAGUAGGCAAAAAGCUAUUAUAAAGAAGGGGCAUUGAAGGGGGAUGUUGCUUGCAGACUGUAAUACAUGCAUUUUGUGAUGAAAGAUUGCAGCAAUUCAGGAAGGUAGGAAGAUUAUUUAUUUGCUCAUUAAUACUUGAUUCAGAUCAUGAUUCAAAACCCAGAAAUCACAGAAGUCUAUUUCUAUUUAGGACAUCUCUAUGAGUGUGGGUUUGGAGUGUAAAAGGAUGCUCAAAAUGCUAUCCAUUAUUAUUUUAAAGGAGCACAACUAAAGAAUUCUAGUUGCAUGACAAAAUUAGGAGAUUGUUACCAUAGUGGAUUUGGUGUACCACAGAAUUAAAGAGAGGCUCUUAAAUUUUACAGGGAGGCUGCUGAAUUGAAGGAUUCAGAAGCAUUAAUUAACAUGGGUCUCAUUUAUGAAUAGGGAUAUGAAGGAGUCAGUAUAGAUUUUGCCAAGGCUUUCAAUGCUUAUGAAGAGGCUUCGAAAUUAGGGAAUGCCAAGGCUGAUUUCCAUUUGGGAUUGAUGUAUGAGGCUGGGAAAUACGUUAAAAAGGAUGUCAAUUAUGCAAUACAAAGAUAUUAGAGAUCUGCUCAAAUGGGAUGUCAGGAGGCUAGGGAUCUGCUGAAAAAGAAAUAGAUCCCCAUGUUGUAUGAUGAUUCAGGGUUAAAUGAUUAAGAAAUGAAUAUGCAUGCUGCAAAUAGAAAUGCUCUCAUGCUUAAUGAGGUUAUCCCCAUGAUUUAGAAUCCCUAUAUCAUUCAGCAAGUGAAAAAAACUAAUUAAUCAAUCAUUGCCUACAAAUCUCAACAUCAGGAAAUGGGCGAGGGAAAAAUGAUCAGUAUCCUUGCUCAACCAACUGCAACUCAAUCCAAUUAUGUGCAAAGCUAUUAUUAGAAGCCAGGCUAGUAACAUUGAGGUUAUGGGAAAUGAUUAUUCUUAUAUAAUAUUUU